This is a messenger RNA of Acanthosepion pharaonis, 1158 nucleotides long. Lineage: Eukaryota; Metazoa; Mollusca; Cephalopoda; Sepiida; Sepiidae. The record is from the annotation of a GenBank genome assembly.
AUGUCAUUUGGCGACGCCAUUGGUCCGUUUCCUUCCAUUUAUCUCUUUUUUAUUCUAUUCCUUAACCUUUUCUUUCUCUAUUUUUUCUUCUAUUUAACCUUUUCUUUCUCUCUUUUUUAUUCUGCUUUUAACCUUUUCUUUCUCUCUCUUUUUUAUUCUGCUUUUAACCUUUUCUCCUUUUCUUUCUCUCUUUUUAUUCUGCCAUUUAACCUUUUCUUUCUUUCUUUAAUUAUUCCCUUCUUUUUUGUUGCCAUUUUCGUUUCUUAUCUACUCUCAUUACUUUCAAACAUUUAUUUCACUCACUCUCUCCCACACUCUCUAUCUCUAUCUCUCUCCCUCGCUACCUAUCUCUCUAUCUCCUUACUUCUCCCCUCUCUCUCUUUCUAUCUCCUUCCCUCAACCCUCUCCCUUUCUAUCUCUCCCACUCUCCCUCACUCCCACUCUCUCUCUCUAUCUUUUUACCUCUCCACCUAUCUCUCUAUCUCCUUCACUCUCCCCUCCCUUUCAAUCACUCCCUCACUCUCUCUCAAUCUCUAUCUCUUCCACUCUACCUAUCACUCUAUCUCCUUCAAUCUUCCCUCUUUUUCUAUCUCUCUCCCAUUCUCAAUCUCUCCCACUCUCUCUAUCUCUCUCCCCGCCACCUAUCUCUCCUUUCUCUCUCCCCUCUCUCUUUCUCUCUCUCCGUCUCUCACUCUCUCACCCACUCUCUCUCCAUCCACCUAUCUCUCUAUCUCCUUCCCUCUCCCCUCUCUUUCUAUCUCUCCCUCACUCUCUCUCACUCUCCAACUUUCUCUCUAUUUCUGUCCCUCUCCACAUAUCACUCUAUCUCCUUCCCUCUCCCGAUCUUUCUAUCUCUCUCCCGCUCUCACUCUCUCUUCCACUCUCUCUAUAUCUCUCCCUAUCCACCUAUCUCUCUAUCUCCUUCCCUCUCCCCUUUCUUUCUAUCUCUCUCACCCUCUCUCUCUACCCCUCUCUAUCUCUCUCCCUCUAGAACCUAUCUCUCUAUCUCCUUCCAUCUCCCCCUCUCUUUCUUUAUCUCUCUCCCUCUCUCCCACUCUCUCUAUCUCCCUCUCCCACUCUCUUUAUCUCCCUCUCUCUCCCAAAACAUUUUCCGCUCUGUCAAAUCAUCUUCUCUUUUUCUGUUUUCAUCCUAUCUGA